This is a messenger RNA of Rattus norvegicus (Norway rat), 2827 nucleotides long. Lineage: Eukaryota; Metazoa; Chordata; Mammalia; Rodentia; Muridae. The record is from RefSeq and is a predicted model, not a curated record.
ACAGGAUGGUUGUGAUCCUUAAUGCGAACACAUACUGGUAACUGAACUUUAGUCCUUUGUGAGAACAGUAAGUUUUCUUAAACACUGAGCUGAAAAAAAUUUUUUUUUUAUUUUUGAACUGUAAUUUUUUUAAUGGCGAAAAGGAAAGAAAUAUUCAAGAAAAAGUCCCCAUGCUCUUCCCAGUGUUGACAUUGCUAAGUUUCUUGGUAGCAUAUUGCCCUUCCAUUAUUGUCUCUAAGAAAACCCGACCACCUACCCUUCUCCAUCACUCAAAGACGAUGCCAAGUCAUUUCAUUCUUGUUACGCUGCCCUCCCUUGUUUCAGUCCCCUCCUCACUGACUCUCCUAAGGGGAGGCUUUUUCUUAGCGAAAGCUCUAAACAACAAGAAAACCAGCGGAUUUACUCGAGAAAGCACUAGUUCAUUUUUACCUUGAGUUUCAGGCAACGUUUACAUCCAUCACCUCACUUUUGGACUUUGUCCAAGGAGUCUGCAUCUGUGCUGUAGGACCUGAAGAAGGAAGCAGAAAACAAAUUUAAUUAUCCACAUCAUGGCAAGGUGCCGCCACCACUCAGGUUAUCUGGCUGACGACGAGGCUGCUCACGGCACCUAUGUGGCUCGGCUGCCCAAGAAGCAUCUGUUGCCAGAGAUGAGGCCAACUUGCAAGCUUGGGCGUGUACCACACCUACCAUCAAUGAACCGAUACUCAGAGCGCCAGGGCCACCAGCAAAACCUUAGGCGCCCUCGGGCAUUUGGUGGCUUCCUGGAUUUCCUCACGGAGGGUCAGGUACUGGACAGCUUGCAGACAGUCGUGGAGCAGGCAACAGAAUGUGUGGCUACCAUGAAGACAGAGGCUGGAGUGCCACUGGUGGAUGUACAAGACCGAGUGGAGGUGCCAAAUAGUAGGCAUCGUUCUCGAGGCAGACCCAGCAUCAACACUGUGCAUCGGCACCGUGCUCGGCCCACGCUGUGUGCUGGACACCCAAACAAUUACCCAUCUUGCUCCAGCUCCAUGUCUGACUCCCAUAGCAGCGUCACAGCUGGAUGGCUGGGGUCCCGCAGCCAAGACAGUGACCUGGGUGCCAGAGGCGUAGGCUCAUUGCCACCCAUGAGGGACAAACUCCUGCUUGAGAAAAACCUCAAGAGGCUGCUACGACUGGAAAGCAAAGGGAAAGUUCUGAAUCAACACUGCUCCCAGAGGGAUUCCCUGCUAUGGGACUCACUGGGCAGCCAGAGCAGCAGUCAGCCGACCCGGGAACAGCCCCUGUCUUGGUUCUCUGGGCUUCUGGCCUCCACUUCAGUCACCCCUGAAACUUCAGAGUUGGGACUCGGAGAACAAGAGAUGAUUUUCCUCAAACAAGAAUUAAACAAGGAGAUAAAGUCACUGCUGAACCAGCCAACCUCCUUCAACCUGCCUACCUAUUGUCCACUCAGGGAACCCCAUCGUACCCUGGAUUUCCUGUCUGAGCACCACCUCUUUCCAGCCCUGCAGCGUGUGGUCAGCCAGGCUGUAGACAAGCUGAGCCAUGCCUGCCGCCACAAUGGCUUCCCCCUCUUCCCUGUUACCUCAGAGCUGUCUCCAGUGUUUCCUGGGAACUCCGAUCUUCAACCCAGCUCUAAGGCUUCCUUACCCACCGACAGGGAGGCUAGGGGAGAGACUUGUUAUUCUCCCACCUCGGCCUCCAGCCCUAAGACAUCUCACAGAAAAAGCAAGGACAGAAGGGGCUCCCCAUCUAAUGCAGUCCAGAUGGCUACCAGAUUCAGGCUCAAGAGCCCCAACAAGUUUUUGAAGAAGAAGGCCCUGCCCUCCAUCUCAUCGGUGUCCAGCUUAUCCUACAUCUCUAACCCCUGGUUUGAGGAACUCACUAACUUCUUGGUUGAGCAGGCAGUCUCCUUGCUUAUCUGCAAGUACAAGUUUGAGGAAAGCCUCAACAAGCAGCUUGGUUUCAUCUCCUUUCCGAUCACUGAGGUUCUCAUGGACAUCUUUCUGGGCUUCAAGAAGGUGAAGGGUACCCACAUCCGCCUAUCUUCAGACAUCAACUGGACCUGUCUUCUGCGUAAGUUGGAGGAAGCAGAGAUGGCGCGGCAGGCCCUGAGACAUGUCUCCAGGUCAGGAACCUCUCCACAUAGCACCUCCCGUAUUGUCACCUCCCACCAUAGCACAGGACCCUCCUCUAGGCAACCAGAGCUUACUCGUGACACAGAUCAGGACCAGUCUCCAGAGUCCCACCUCUCCCUCCACCCUGCGUUGCCAAUCCGCCAGGUGAUGGGUCCUCGGGAUUCUAGAAUAGGCCAGAAACAGACAGCAAACACAAACCAGUCAGAGGCCAGACGCUCUGUGAUUUCCACUGCCGGUAUGGGCUCCAAGACCAAGGAAGUGGUGAACAUUGAAGAGGGUAAGGACACUGAAGAGGAGGAGGAAGAGGAAGAGGAAGAGGAUGAGGAGGAAGAGGAUGAGGAGGAAGAGGAUGAGGAGGAGGAUGAGGAGGAAGAUGAGGAAGAGGAGGAGGAGGAGGAGAGAGGAAGUGAGGAGGAAGAAACCAAGGAUUUUUCUGAGUGUGAGCACGCUCCUAGCCCGCCUUUGCAUGAAUUGGAGAACUCUGUGAAUGAGACCACUAUAGUGAGCCCCGGUGACUCCCAAUGAGACUUCUGUAAGUCACGUGGAGUACUCCAGUCCUUUUCUCCUCUUGUUCUAUCCAAGUCGCUGGCCACCCAGCCAGCCCCUGUCCUAAGUGGGGGUCAGGAUAACUGGGUGCUCAGGAGGAGUUCUGCUAAAGUUAUCAAGGGAGCCAAAGAGACAAAUGGAAAUAAAUUACGUGUUGGUGGACA